Molecule: messenger RNA, 876 nt
Organism: Cottoperca gobio
Lineage: Eukaryota; Metazoa; Chordata; Actinopteri; Perciformes; Bovichtidae
Product: protein disulfide-isomerase TMX3-like
Exons: 12
Coding region: 1-876 (291 amino acids)
Cellular component (GO): cell surface; endoplasmic reticulum
Source: RefSeq, a predicted model, not a curated record
AUGGUUGUGGACUUCCGGAGGAUCAGGCCACACUUGCAACCUGUGUCCAUCGAGGGGCAGUGUGCUGUUAAUCCUGCAUCAGUCAACAUGUCGGACAGAAGGAACAAAGUCCAGCUUUCAGUGCUGCUCUUUCUGACACUGUCGGUUUCGGCCUUCGUGGAGGAGCUCGAUGAUACCUUCAUGGAGAUGAGAGGAGACGACGACAUCUGGCUCAUCAAAUUUUACGCCCCCUGGUGUUCAUUCUGUAAACAGCUGGAUCCUGUUUGGCAUCAGAUCGGAUCAGAACUGAAGAGUCUCGGAUCUCCUGUCAACGUCGGAAAAUCAGACGCCACUGCCAGCCCCGGUUUGGCCAAAGAGUUCAAGGUCAGAGGUUAUCCAGCCAUCUUCAUGUGGAAGAAAGACGUGAAAUAUAAUUAUUCAGGACCAAGAACAAAAGAUGGAAUCAUGGACUUUGCUAAUCGAGUCGGAGGGCCGCUGGUUCGAUCCCUCAGCAGCCUGCAGCUCUUCCAACACGCCAUGAGCCACCACAACAUCAUGUUUGUUUAUGUUGGAGCUACAUCACAGCUGAAGGGAAACUUUACGUCAACAGCGGAGGAGCUGAUCGUGCACACCUACUUCUUCUCUUCUUCCAGAGACGUGCUACCCAAGGCGGUCUCUCUCCCCUCUCUGCCGGCUGUGGUGGUUUUUAAAGAUGGAACCUACUUCACCUUUGAUGAGGAAAAUGACGGUGAUCUGAAGUCGUGGAUUAACAGAGAGCGUUUCCCAAACUACUUCCUGAUUGACAGCUACACGCUGUACGCCAUGGGAGAGUCAGGUAAACUGGUGGUGUUGGCGCUGGUGGAGGUGAAGAGUCUUUGUGAGGAAAGUCUGAGGUAA